Diospyros lotus (date-plum) is the source of this 2068-nucleotide messenger RNA. RefSeq names its product homeobox protein SBH1-like. Gene Ontology annotation, molecular function: DNA-binding transcription factor activity, RNA polymerase II-specific; DNA binding. Bases 813 to 1862 code for a protein of 349 amino acids. The record is from RefSeq and is a predicted model, not a curated record. NCBI's taxonomy places the organism in Eukaryota, Viridiplantae, Streptophyta, Magnoliopsida, Ericales, Ebenaceae. The transcript has 4 exons. Gene Ontology annotation, cellular component: nucleus. Gene Ontology annotation, biological process: regulation of DNA-templated transcription.
GAGUGGGCAAAGAGAGCCCUAACCAGUGGGCAGAACAAUACACAAACCCCAGUGGAGUUUUGAUUCCGUGCCCCAAAACCCAAUCUUUCCUGUUAUCCCCGUCAUCAAUGACUACCACUCGCCCUCUCCUCCUCCCUUAGGUCUCGAUUUGAUCGAUCGUUCCUCUCUCUCUCUCUAUCUGUCUCUCCACACUUUCUUUCUCUCUCUAGUUUACCAGUAAUGGCAGUGCGUCAGUGGCAGUGCAAGAAAAGAGGGAGAGAGUUUUCAUCGGGAAGGUAAAGCUUUUGCUUUCCCACAAAGCCUCUCUCUUCUUUCUCUAAGAUUGUCUUCCUCCUCUUCUUCAAAGCUCAUCAUCUUCUCCCUCUUCCCUACGCUUUGUUCCCACCUCAUAUACAUAUAUAUAUAUAUAUAUAUUCUCAACUGAUGAAGUAGAGAGAAAGACAGAGAGAGAGAGAGAGAGAGAGAGUAUUAAUGGGGCUCAUGACCAGAAGGAUAAAAAUCCAUUUUCCAAAGGAGCUCUGAGCAGGCUUUCUCAGGCCCCGGCUUAGAACAGAACUCGUUCAAUAGUCAAUACAAACUGACUGGUACUUCGAACUUUCUGUGUAAAAGGCUGAAAAGAGUAAGCAUAAAUCUCGGGAGAUCACUGCUUCUAAAUCAUCCAACAAAAAAGAGAAAAAGAGGGCUCAUUUUCUGUGUGAGAAAGAGAGAGUGCGUUAUAAAGAGAGAUGGUCAUGGUUUAGGGUUUUCAUAUAGUAAAACUAAGGAGAUCAAACAAGAGCGUCAAGAAGAGAGAGAGAGAGAGAGAGAGAGUAAUGGAGGGCGAGGGUGGUUCAAGUAGCAAUUCAUGUUUGAUGGGUUUCGGAGAUAACAGUAAUGGACUAUGUCCAAUGAUCAUCAUGCCUCCUCCAGUGACUACUAAUAAUGUAGACAACAAUACCCUAUUUCUUCCUCUACCAGCUCCUCCUUCCAACAGUCACGACCAAAACCGCCGUGCGACCACCAGCGGUUCUUCGCUGAUGCACCAACAAGACCACAACCAAAGCCUCGCCGGAUGCUUCUUCAUGGACAACCACACCAACGAUGACGGCGUCUCAUCUUCAGUCAAGGCCAAGAUCAUGGCCCAUCCUCAUUACCACCGUCUUUUGGCCGCUUAUAUCAAUUGCCAAAAGAUAGGAGCUCCUCCAGAAGUGGUGGCGAGGCUGGAGGAGGCCUACGCGUCGGCCGCCGCAGCAGGCCGCGCCGGAACGGGUUGCAUCGGCGAAGAUCCGGCGCUGGAUCAGUUCAUGGAGGCAUACUGUGAGAUGCUGAUCAAGUACGAGCAAGAACUCUCGAAGCCCUUCAAAGAAGCCAUGCUUUUCCUCUCCAGAAUUGAGUUCCAGUUCAAAGCCCUCACAGUCGCUUCCCCAGACUCUGCUUAUGCAGAUGGUUUGGACAGAAAUGGAUCGUCCGAGGAAGAGGCUGACUUGAACAACAAUUUCAUAGAUCCCGAGGCAGAGGACAAAGAAUUAAAAGGCCAGCUUUUGCGCAAGUAUAGUGGCUACUUGGGCAGUCUGAAGCAGGAGUUCAUGAAGAAGAGAAAGAAAGGGAAGUUGCCUAAAGAAGCUAGGCAGCAAUUGCUGGAAUGGUGGAGUAGAAAUUACAAAUGGCCGUAUCCAUCUGAGUCACAGAAGCAGGCUCUCGCUGAAUCAACUGGAUUGGAUCAGAAGCAGAUAAACAACUGGUUCAUCAACCAGAGGAAAAGGCACUGGAAGCCGUCGGAAGAUAUGCAGUUUGUUGUGAUGGAUGCCCCACAUCCCCAUUAUUACAUGGACAAUGUUCUGGGUAAUCCCUUUCCCAUGGAUCUCUCUCCUGCGCUCCUGUGAAGAGCAUGAAUGAUGCUCUCUUUGUACCGUUCGAUUCGGCGGCUUAGCCUUAAUUGCAGAUACUGUGCCAUUCACUGUUUAAUUGAAUGGUUUCCCGUUAUCUCUUGUACUGGUAUUAUAUUCCUAUAUAUAUAGAUGCUUGAAUAUAUAUAUAUAUAUAUAUAUAUGUGAGAACACUAAUGCAAUGUGUCUUAUCUUUAUUUAUA